Molecule: messenger RNA, 4881 nt
Organism: Myxocyprinus asiaticus (Chinese sucker)
Lineage: Eukaryota; Metazoa; Chordata; Actinopteri; Cypriniformes; Catostomidae
Gene: slc29a4b
Product: asolute carrier family 29 member 4b
Exons: 11
Coding region: 114-1670 (518 amino acids)
Biological process (GO): nucleoside transmembrane transport
Cellular component (GO): plasma membrane
Molecular function (GO): monoamine transmembrane transporter activity; nucleoside transmembrane transporter activity
Source: RefSeq, a predicted model, not a curated record
CGGGAGAGUGAAGAAGCGGAUAUUGAGCAUCCUCAGAUAACACUGAAACGAGACCAAGACAAUGGAUCGUUGUUAAAGACUAUUCCAGUGAAUGACAUUAGCACGUCACGAGCAUGUACUCCGAGGAGUGGAGCAGGAAUCGGCAGGGGAGAGAGAGGGCUGUGAUCACCAAUUUCAGCUUCAGCCAGCAGUCAGAGGAAGAGAGGACAGAGACAACAAAACCUCACCGUGCUCAUGGCUCUGAGGAAUCUGUUCCUGAUGACCGGCAUCAUGGCAUCUACUUUGCCAUGUUAUUGGCUGGUGUCGGCUUCCUACUGCCAUACAAUAGCUUUAUCACAGAUGUGGACUACCUCCACCGCAAAUUCACAGGCACCUCCAUUGUGUUCGACAUGAGUUUGACAUAUAUAUUGGUGGCUCUUGGUGCUGUCAUUGUGAACAACAUACUAGUAGAGAGAGUGAGCUUACACACUCGCAUCUGUGUAGGAUAUCUCUUCGCAUUGGGACCUCUGGUGUUUGUGAGCGUUUGUGACAUUUGGUUGGAGCUGUUUGACACUCAGCAGUCCUAUGCUCUUACUCUGGUCGCAGUUGCCAUUGUUGCAUUUGGAUGCACAGUGCAGCAGUCCAGUUUCUAUGGUUACACAGGGAUGCUGCCCAAGAAGUACACACAGGGCAUGAUGACUGGAGAGAGCACUGCAGGAGUUAUCGUCUCUCUGAGUCGUAUUUUUACAAAGCUGUUGGUGGAGAACGAGAAGAGCAACACCAUCAUCUUCUUCCUGUUCUCUAUCUCAAUAGAGACGCUCUGUUUUCUGUUACAUGUGGUGGUGCGGCGAACCCACUUUGUCCGUUAUCACACCGACCGAGCUCGCCACACCUGGUUCAAAGGACAGAUUAAUCAUGUUUCAACCCAAAAGCACAGCGACUAUCAGAUAUAUUAUGACAGCAGUGCAGAAGAAGAGGAUGGAAUGGCAUUAAGCGCAGUUGAUGAGGCUGAUGCAGUUAAUCUGAGUACCAGUUCCAGUGGAGAUGGAAUAUAUGUCAGAUUUGAUGUCCCUAAACCAGACACCAGAAGGACAUGGAUCAGUGUCAAGGAGCUGCUGGGUCGGAGGUGUGCUGUUGCCAGAUUGAUCUGGCCCUAUAUGCUGUCAAUCUCAAUUACAUAUUUUGUUACAAUGUGCCUGUUUCCUGGUUUGGAGUCAGAGUUACAUAACGAUACACUGGGCGAGUGGCUGCCUAUUCUCACCAUGGCUCUGUUCAACAUAGCAGACUUUGUGGGCAAGAUCUUGGCAGCUUGUCCUUAUGAGUGUGGUGGUGUGCAACUGCUGGUGUGCUCCUGUUUGCGUGUUCUCUUCCUGCCCUUGUUUGUGAUGUGUGUGUCACCUGUGCAACACCCCCUGCUGAUUCACCCCAUCUGGCCCUGCUGCCUGUCUUUGCUGCUGGGCGUCAGUAAUGGAUACCUGGGCUCAGUGCCAAUGAUACAGGCAGCUGGCAAAGUGCAACUGCAACAGCGAGAAGUAGCGGGGAACACCAUGACUGUAUCUUACAUGGCUGGACUGAUGCUCGGGUCUGCAGUGUCCUACUCAACGUAUAGUCUGACCUCACAGGCACACUCUACUCACACUCUCAAACUCAACAGCACACUCACAUUACAGAGCUAUAUGCCUGGACACUGAGUGUUCUCUCAUACACUCUUGCACAAAUAUUUAGUUGACAAUUAUGUUCGGAAAAAUACCAGCAGACCAGAAUUUCCAUGCUGGUCCAGGCUGGUUUAUGCUAGUUUGGUGCUCAUCUUGCUCGUGGACCAGCAUGGUCUUUCUGGUGUAACUGGUUGACAAGGAAGUAUUGCUGUUUAAAGUCCCCAUGAAAUCUUCUUUCCUGUUUUGACAUAUUUCCCAGGGAUGUGCAUGAUUACCAUUUGUAGUAUUUUGAUAACUGCAAGGGUUCAUAAACGGUUAUUCAUUCAUUUGUUGUGUGUCCGAAAUAAAGAAUAUUGAUUGCAAUAGAUAGGCUAUGUGUCAAAAAAUACUCACAGUGAGCUAUAAGUUUAAAUAACACAAUACAAAGAUCUUUAAAUGAUCAAAUUAAAGUAAAACAAAAUGUAACUAUCAGUGACUGUAACAUAAUAUUCUUAACCAAUGGAAAAUACGUAUUUUAUGCGCCAAACCUAAUAUGUGGUUUACAGGGUCACAUUUCUGUGAGACAGCGAACGCUAGUAUUGUCAUGAGAGUAGAGUUAUACUGCUGCAAUUUAGAAGUCUCUUCGGUAUGCUUUCAUAUUUAAAUGGUUUAGCAUUACACUUGUUGAAUUAUUGUAAGUAUGCAUGCCAGAACAAAGGAGAAAAAACACUGCAGUGUUUCCCCUUUAUGCAUUUUGCAGCGGCACUGCACCUCUGCUGAAUUAUGAGCGCCACUGUUGGGAUUUCACAUGGUUCAUUUAAUAUUCUUGAUGCAACAUAACGCGUGCCAGCCCCAGUCAGCUGUGUGCUUUCUACACUUCGAAAGGGACCCCACCACACACACAAAUACACGCACUUACUCACAGUGACGUCACCGCAUAACAACACAUGUCAAACUCUCUUCAUUUCAUGUGGCCCAUAAGCUCAUUUCUGAAACGUAGGAUGACAGGGGAUCGCAACAUUUCACUGAACAAUCAAUUAGCGCUUUCCUCAUGAAUAUUAAUGAGCCUUCCCCUGAAAACUUUUCUAAAUGUAUUUAGACUGCUGUUUUUUCAUUACAAAAAUGCCAUAGUUCUUCAUAUAGAAACCAUAGUUACUAAUCACAGUAGUGUGGAGCCAUGUGUGGUUUUACCUAUGCCAUGAACUAUUACAAAUAUCAUUCUUAAACUAUGGAUACUAUGAAAGAACUAUGGUGCAUUGUCAUAAUUAUGGACCAAGCUAUCAGUUUUCCAUCUGUUUUCUUGUAAUGCUCUCUGAUUAUAGGAAAAUGUAAGUUGUUUUGUUUGCCUUCUUAAAUUCAAAGAUGUGACUGUAGUUUAGUUAGUAGGACCCUGAUGAAAGGAAUCUGUAAAGAAGACUCAACUUGGUCACACUGUCAGAAUAUUUCAAUUUAGCCAUAUAAAAAUUAGGUGUUAAUUUUUCUCCACAGAUGUUUCUGUUGUUAAUAUAAUAAUUUUCAUCUGCAUCCCAACCUCAAAAUCAAUGCUGAACUGUCAAAUGUGCAUUUCAAUGCACAUAACAUAUAAUAUUAUUUGUGUGGGUGCUACCAAAGCAGGUGCUGGUACCACAUUUUCAAAGGGCCCUUUGAGGGCACAUAUAAACCUUGAUGUGGCCCUGGCUGAAAUUGAGUUUGACACCCCUGUUUUAAUCUAUUCUUUGACCAACACGCAUUAAUAUGGGUCCGGUAUUGUGGGCUUGUGAACGUGCGCACAACAGCACCGCUGCUGAAAAAAAUCCUUGGGGAAACACUGCACUGGUUUACCAUUUAUCAAGCGCUGAAACAUUGCCGGGUGAAUCAUGUGUGAACAGUGUAACAGUCACACGAAGUCCUCUUGAAGUUUGAACUUCUUCAGAACGUUGAGUCUUUGUGAAACCUGUGCUAGCUACAAGACACAGUGAAAAACAUGUGAAACAGUGAAACAGAAUGCAGGUGUCUCAAGAUGUGUUUUAUAAGGAUUAUAAAUGUGUUUAUAUUAAGUUCUUUUUAACUUAAACACUGUCUAAAAAAUUUGCCGGUCCUGCAUGAGAUGCUGAAAAAAAAAACAGCAAGAUGUGGCGCAAUGGUCAAAGACAUCAAUCAUACGCUUGUUUACAUAGAAAAACAAUUGAAAAACAGCACAGACGCAUAAACACGUGUGAACAGCCCCUAACUCGUCCUAUACUUACCGAACCCAACCGAAAUCCGGGUUGCAGAACUCUGUUACACGUAUAGAAUAACCAAAUUGUGAUUUUAGUAUUUCGAACAGAGGCAUGUCGAAUGGUUAACCAAGUAACGACUAUCCGUGCACAUUGCUACUUUUUCCUAUUGAAACAGAAAGUUUGGGCGGAACAUAUCCAAAAGCCUUUAUGACACAGCUGUGAACCAUGAUUUUCUACAUUCACAACAUAUGAUGGUGACCAGCUGAUUUCUUCAGAAGGGAUGUUGGCUCAAAUAAUUAAUUUGAGUAGCAUAUGACUAUCUGGAAAACCAUUGAACCAUCAGUCAAAUUGAUUUAUGACUGUGCCUGUCAAAUUUAAAGUAAUAUUCUGGGUUCAAUACAAGUUAAGGUCAAUCAGCAGUAUUUGUGGCACUCAUCCCUCCUUUUCUUUAAAAAGAGCAAAAAUGGAGGUUCCAGUGAGGCACUUACAAUGGAAGUGUACGGGGCCAAUUUUUGGAGGGUUUAAAGGCAGAAAUGUGAAGCUUAUAAUUUUAUAAAAGGACUAACAUUAAUUCUUCUGCUAAAACUCAUGUAUUAUUUGAGCUGUAAAGUUGUUUAGAUCGUCAUUUAUACAGUCGUUUUAGGUUUUGUUGACAUUACAUCGUCACGGCAACGAAGUUGUAAAAUUGGCUAUAACUUUACACAGAAAAGGUUACCUCGAUUUUUGCAUUUUUUUUUUAAGCAAAGGAGGGACGAGUCAAAAUUAUUAUUUUUUUUGUAAUCAAUAUUAUGUCACAAAUGCUGUUGAUGCUGUUGAGCUUAACUUGCAUUGAAACCGGAAUAUUCCUUUAAAUUUACAGCCACCUGUCAUGUGUGAUUUAAGAUAGUAUGACACAUACCAUAGUCCCUGUCAUGACUCUAAUUUACAAUUGGGUGAUGUUGUCGUGUUGGUGUUGUGUUUUAAUUUAGUCACCACUUCCAUCUGUUUUAAUUUCCUAGAAGUAUUUAAAAAAAAAAAAAGGUUUGGAAAGGGGUAGUUUCACUAUUUCCACACUGUAAAUUUUUUUUUAA